GACUUCCUGCGCAAGAUCCCCUCCAAGCUCCUGGUGGCGGAGCUCUACCAGCAGUGGAUGGCCGCCCUGCAGAAGAGCAGCAGGGAGGAGAGGCUGGUGGGGCUGAAAGAGGUGGCCCGCAAGUUACCCGCGGCCAACCUCCUCCUCCUCAACACCUUGCUGCGGCUGCUGCAGAACAUCAGCAGCAACGCCACCGUCAGCAAGAUGACAGCCAGCAACCUGGCCAUCUGCGUGGGGCCCAACCUCCUCGGCCCACCAGAGGAGGACACGCUCCCUCUGGACACGCUGGUGCAGGCGACAGCCAAGGUGACCCAGCUGGUAGAGUUCCUCAUCAACCACCGGGAGGAACUCUUUGAGGCCGAGGAGGAGCGGGAGGAGGAGGAAGAGGGGGCUGGGCUCGCCGCUGAAGGGGCCGAGGAGUCGCCGGCAGCAGGAGCAGAGGCGGAAACUGCAGAGAUGCCUGCAGUCGAUGAAGAAGGCGAAGCUCGGAAUAGCUCCUCUGGGCAGAGCAGAGGCUGGAGUCUAAAAGACAGUACCAACCACCACCUUUUAGCCAGGUACUCUGUGAAGAACAAAGUUGGUGUGAAAAAGCUGGAGUUAGGGAAAAAAGACAAAGGACGGAGUUCGAGUGAAACUCCGUCUCUGGACUCUGUCACCAGGGUGCAGCCUCUUUCUCCCCAUCCCGUAACAAAAGAGAGAGCCUUUCCGCCUGCACCACUGCUUGGGCUGGAGGAAACAUGCCCUCCUCAUCCUCAUGGCAGUGGCAACAGGAGACGUGCGGCAAGAGCGUGGGACCGACUGUGGAUGGCAAGGGUACGGGCAUGA
Messenger RNA from Columba livia (rock pigeon), 825 nucleotides. Its product is annotated as T-cell activation Rho GTPase-activating protein-like. The record is from RefSeq and is a predicted model, not a curated record. Bases 58 to 825 code for a protein of 255 amino acids. Lineage: Eukaryota; Metazoa; Chordata; Aves; Columbiformes; Columbidae. The transcript has 5 exons. Gene Ontology annotation, molecular function: GTPase activator activity. Gene Ontology annotation, biological process: signal transduction.